Solenopsis invicta (red fire ant) is the source of this 1884-nucleotide messenger RNA. RefSeq names its product mapk-regulated corepressor-interacting protein 1. The record is from RefSeq and is a predicted model, not a curated record. Bases 219 to 668 code for a protein of 149 amino acids. The transcript is spliced from 6 exons. NCBI's taxonomy places the organism in Eukaryota, Metazoa, Arthropoda, Insecta, Hymenoptera, Formicidae.
GAUGAAAGAUUUCGUAAGCCGUGUGGUGGUAACUGGUAUGUAAGUGGUAAGCCGGGAAUAUCGUCAAGCUUCAGCCUUGCUAUCAGCAGUUUGUUGCAAUCGGCAACUGUCGGCAACGAUUCGCUCGGGAACACGCGGCAGGCGUGACGAUUGCUCGCGAAUGAUCUCGUAUUGCGUUUGCAAAAAGAAGCUUCCGCGGUUAUCCGAGGACGAGGAUCAUGUAUACCGUGUCAAAGGGACCUAGCAAGAUCGUAGCGAAAACACGACGAGGAAUCAGUCAGAAUCUGGAGAGAUUGGAAACUCUUCGCGAUCUGACGAGGAAGAUCGACAUCGAGGAUGAUCACGAGAUCACCCGCGAUAUACCAAAGCCAGUCUUCCAUAUGAAUGGGAAAUCUAAGUUUAUUUCGCAGCGACAUCAAAUGCAAGAAGUUAUCACACCACAGCACAAGGAACUUAUCAAAUUUAUUUACGAAUCAUGGAAUCAAGUUAAUACGCGACAAAGAAGUGAAUGUUCUGAUGGCACAGAAUGUGCAGAAUUUUGCAGUCCUAAGGAUUCAAUAGUAUAUUAUUACAAUGAACCAAACAAUAGUCUUCAAGACUUUAAACCAUUUGAUUUGGAAUCUUGGUGGGGCAAACGAUUGUUUAACAAUAUCACGCAGUCACUCUGAGAUAUUCAAAAAGAGCUAAAAUUAUUUUCCGAGGACUUUUACUACUUUGGAAGUAGUAUAACAGCUCAUUCUACGUAAUUGAUCAAUAUCGCGUCUUAAGCAUGUGAUUUAAAUCUAACCAAAUUUGAAAAUUGGUAAGAUAGUGUUAAAUAUAGAUCUCGGAUCUGUGAGUUCAAUAUAUGUAUCAAGUCCUAUCAAAUUACCGGUUAAAAUAUCACUCAAGUUGUACAUAUAUAUAUAUAUAUAUAUAUAUAUAUAUAUAUACGAUCACAUCACAUAAUAUGAAGCGAUAAAUUAGUAUAUCUGCAAUUUUGUACACGCCGCGCGUACGCAAAAUAUAAAUAACACGAUAGCAAACACCAUUAAUAAUUUAAAUGGUUUCGUAAUUGUUUAUACAUGCAUUUGUUAAUGAAAGUUUCUACACAACAUACUUGAUACUUGUUUAUUGUUCUAUUGUUAGAAUUGCUCAAUUUUAAUAAGGUGCAGAAUCUUGGACUUUUGUUUUUGUACAGAGCUUUGAAAGCCUGCAGCAGAGUUUUACACACAAUUUUUGGUAGACAAUAAAUAUAGUAACGCAAAAUACUAUACAAAGCCAGUUCAAAAGAUUCAGAGUUUUGGUCAAGUUUUACACAUACACAGAAGAAGAGUCAAGGAUACGAUCCAGUAUGUACCAAUGCAUAUACCAAAAUAGAGUUAACAUAAGUACGAGUAAAGACCCAAAGCUGUGCGGUAUGAAUCCUGCGUGAGAUGAUGACUUUAAUUCUAGAUAUAUACAUAUGUAUAUUGCAUGCCAUGAUCGCGUGAAUGCAUGACAUAAUGUUGCGGGUACUUGUUACAACGAUUGUGUUUGACUUUUACAUAAGCCAAGAUUUAGUAUAAAUUUGUAGACUGAUAAUAUGUAAGAAAAAUCGUCAUAUUAUAUUGUUACUUGUCGAGUUCAACUCGCAAUCGGUGAUGCAAUCUGUUGCAGAGCUCGCUCGUUGAAUUGUUAUAUUAUGGCAAGAUAAAUUGUUUCUUUCUCUUAUUACGUAUCUGUUGGACUAUUGCAAUGAGUCUCCGAUGUCUCCGAUUAGCGACAAUUUAAAUGCCACAAUAUUACGCGCCUGACAAAGCGCAGUUCGCGAGAGUAGUCGUCACGUAGUGCAAUAAAAUUCAGCCAUGUGCAGUUGAAUUUUAUACAAUGAUGAAUAAAUACCUCUUUAUACAUACAGCAAUA